AUGAAUCCUCCAUAUGCUCCACUUCCUCAAGCCCACCCCGGGGACAAUUUCCUGCCGAAAAGCAAGACCAUCGCGGAACUCAAGGCCAAGAUCAACUCGCAUGGCUGGUCUGACACCCCCGAGAACCGACACGAGUUCAUGCGCAGCUUCGACACCGCCCCGCGGAAUGACAUGGGGUACUACCACCUGUCGCGGCUCAUCGACCUCAUCGACAUGAUCGUCUUCCACCGGCUGUUCAAGGGGCGCUUCGGCAUCCUGCUGACGCUGGUGAAGGAGGACUGGGCGCCUCGGGCGGGCGAGCCCUGGGCCGCGACCCGGAUCCAGGUGCAGCAGCCGUGGCCGUCGAGCGUGAUCUGGAUGUGCGGGUCGAUCGACCGGGUGACGAUGCAGGUGCGCGUGGAGAUGACGCGGCGCACGCAGAUGACGGUGCUGGUGCACGAGAUGGCGCACGCGUACAUCUCCACCUUCUGGCGCGAGAACGCCGCCGACCGCGCCAACAUCCAGACCAACCACUACCACGGCGAGUGCUUCUGGUACGUCUUCAAGCGCGCCUGCGGCAUCCUCGAGCACAUCCACCCCGAGCUCUUCGGCAUGGCCAUAGGCGGCCCCGCCUUCCUCCAGAACCUCGACGCCCCCGGCAACCUCGACGGCCUCGGCAUGGGCCCCCCCUUCCCCGACGAGCCGCCUAGCCCGCCUGAACCACCCACCAUCAUCAACCCGUCCCCAGAUGGGUCGCCUAACCCGUCGCCUGACCCGUCGCCUGACCCGUCUCCGCCCCGGUCAGAUAGCUCGGGCUCGACGGCUACCACCGCGAUACUGGUGGGACCCGUGGCAGGUGGAGCGGGGCCCGUCGCAGCGCCAGAGCCAGAGCCAGCGCCAGAAUGGGCCGCCGAUCGGGCUCUUCUUUUAGCGAGAAUGGAAAGACAACGAUACCGGCGUAUGACCGGGGCCUUGCUCUUGAUUCUCGUCGUGCUCGCCUUCCUCACCCGGGGACAGUAG
Messenger RNA from Hypoxylon fragiforme, 999 nucleotides. RefSeq lists its product as uncharacterized. NCBI's taxonomy places the organism in Eukaryota, Fungi, Ascomycota, Sordariomycetes, Xylariales, Hypoxylaceae. The transcript has a single exon. Bases 1 to 999 code for a protein of 332 amino acids. The record is from RefSeq and is a predicted model, not a curated record.